UUGCUCCCGGAUCAAAGGGGAAAUGCAUAACAGAUGACUGGCCCCGUGCCCGCUUCGCUUCUCUCGCGCUCGCUCUCAGUCAAACGUUAAAUCCAUCUCAUCGCCAAAGAAAGAGCAGGGAACUAUCUCGGGGCACGGCAGGGAUCUGAGCUGGAAAGCGCUUUUGACGCCGAUGGAUGGGGCGACGCUGGUCUUGUCUACAGCCGUUAAAGAUCGUCGUUCACAACGAGUGCUGCAGCGUCGCACCUUCGCGGACAGCCGGUGGGGUCACUGUGGCACAAAGGGAACCGACCUGCGCGAAUGCAGAAGAGAUUCCGUGACACCGCAACGGCUUUGUUUGCAUACAGACACGGAGUAGCAUUGAUUUUUUUGUCCACCUCGGUAGUAGUAAAUCGCGGACAGGAUCCCACGUCCCGUGCGACGGUUUUUAACUCGUUCAGCGGUGGAGUGCUGAUUACGCCCGGGAAUAAUUUCUCGCACUCUUUGAGCACGCGAAUGCAAUGUUUGAUAAAGGGGGUGAUUUUUUUAAAUUACUAUAACGAAACUACAUCGUCCUUUGCUCGUGCCGAGGGCAAGUUUAACACUCGAUAGUUAAUUUACCACGAAGGAUUUCAUUGCACCCUUUUAUUUCAACCAGAAUAACAAGUCCGGACAAGUCCACCACUGCAUUUUUAGAGGGGGAAAGCGAUGACCUUGGUCUUGUCCAUGAACCCUUUUUGCGAUCAUGAGCCUGAAGCCCCGCCCCCACUGUACCAGCCAAUCUGGGAGUCCGAGCAUUGCAGCAAGAGCUGUGUCUCCACCCCCACUCCAUCAGGGGGUGAUGCCCAGGAGCUCACUGAUGGCUCAGAGCCCCCCUGUAGACGAGCCCCUGAUCAUGUGACCAUGUCCCGGAUCGCUUACUUUAAGAGGAAGUACGUGGAGGACGAUGAUCUUCCACUUAGCUUCAGGAGUUACUGUCACACCGUGCCGCCGGUUUUAGAAGAGCACGCUCACAUCCUGCGACUCUCUCUAGAGAAGAUGCGAUUCAUCGACGAUCCGGAGGCGUUCCUGCGCCGCUCCGUCCUCAUAAACAACCUUCUGCGUCGACUCCGCACCGAAAUCCUCCUUCAGAGAGACUGGCGUUUCCCACCAGCACCCGCUGCCAUGCCCUGCGCCGUCUCCAUGACUGCCCCGGCCCCUGUCUCCACCCACGGCCACACCCACCCACAUGCCUCCCCCGCCUCGCGACCCUGCUUUGCCCUGCCCAGCCCUCACCGUAAGAGGCUGCGUCUGGUGAGAGGAGAGGCGACCGACCGCAUGCCCACGUGCUGCUGCCUCUUUGCGGCGGGACGCUACCUCCAGCUGCCCCUGUGCGUGUACGAGGGGGCGGCCCACUGCGUGGCCCAGCCCUCCUCGUCUUCCUCGCUGCCCGGCUCGUCCUCGGCGGAGAGGUUUGAGCCACUCCUGGACGAGGAGGAGGACGAGGACGAGGACGAGGAGGAGGAGGAGGAGGAGGAGAGCGACGGGGAGGAAGGACUCGGUGCCCUCUGUCCAGGCUUGGACCUGUGCGAGGCGGCGGUAAGGGCCGGAUCGAGAGAACGGACCCGGACGCGCGCCCGAACCCGAGAGCUGGGGCAUCAGGGGGGCGGAGCCAGGGGGCGGGAGAAGGAGAGAGAAAAACCAAAAGGAAGAGGAGGUGAGACGAUCGCUGCCGGCUCCUCGCGGUGGAUGCCAGACGGCAUGGAAACUGGACACCAGGGGGCGCUAGUUUGGGCUCAGGUGGGUAGGAAGUAGCACCUGUCUUGUUGCUGUUUCCAGAAGUGGACGGAUUCUGCAGCAUUGUUGCCAUGGACCAGUCAGCUAUCGGACAGACUCCCCAAAGCAGAUGCCAUAAAAACAGCCCACACGUUUAACAGACAGGGUAGGACCUGUAGUCAUAUAAUGGCUUCAGUCAACUUUUCAUUUUGUUCGUGGACCUUAAGUGGCCACGCUGUCAGCAAUGGUAUUUUUAGUGUUUUAUCUCAAAGAGCUCUUAUUGAACUAAAAUAAAGUACGACGGACAGGAAAUGCAGAAAUGCAGGUUCCCCUAUAGAAACGACCAAGUGGUGCCUUAUCAUCUGAUUUUUAAAUGUAUGUAGAGUUUGUGCCCGUAUCUGUGAGUAGACGUUGUUGACGUUUGAGAGAGUGUGUCAUGGUGUUCACGCGAAGGCAGGCCAACACAUCUGUUCAGGGUGCAGAGAUGUACAAGGGAGAGUGAUAGAUGCAAAGUCGAUGUAGAUGGGGGUAACCUGCAAAAAAAGCUUCAUCGUAGUGAGUGAAAUUUACCUUCAGUGUACCCAUUUAAAACUCAAAAGCUUAAAGACAAAAACAUUAUUUGCCUCUCGGGUCAUUUCGGAUCAUUUCACUUGGUAAGAUUACUUGAAAUAAGUGCAAAUGUCUAGAAACAGGGUGAAGAAUCUUAUGUGCAAUGUAACAGGCAAGCAAGUUCCUCUCCUGAACAGAAUGGACUUUUUUAUGUACACAUUUGAGAUGUUUUCAUUUCCUAAGAUCAUUUGUUUGCAGUGUAAUCUCAAUACAAUUUGGGUCUUCACCUGUCAAAUGCAAGAUCGAGUCUGGGUACCUGCCAUUAUUCACAACGCAUUUCAAAACAUGGGAGACUUGAUGCAGGAUAGCAGUCUUGUGUUGCAAUAGGAUUUAAAUAAUCUGCACUUACAUGAAUCUGAUCUUAGAUCAGUUAGAAUGAGUUUUUAGCCCCUUGUAUCUAGGCUGGUAUGGUAAGAAAACGCUACUGAAAUCUGUUACAAAGCAAUCCAUUGGUUAGUUGUUUCAAGGUCUUUAAUUACUGUCUCACACUCAUUGACACGGUACAAAUAGUACUUUUGUGUUUUUACUUUUGGUUUCUUUUGUAAAUCUUUUUUUGUAUGACGUGCGUUGUUAUCAAACUUCUCUAGUUGAUCUCUCUUGCUGUGGCUUCACUGAGGGAACAGAAAGAGGGAAAACUAUAAACCAUAAAGCUGUUUGAUCUUCAGUGACGGGGGAAUCAAAGUAUACUGAUCGUGCAGUUUCUCACCAAUAAAAUUGUUUGAAAUAUCAACAUUGUUAAGGUUUGAUGUUGAAUUUCUGUGAAAUGUUUUAAAAAAUGAAUAAAGGAAUGUCCUCCAGUG
Messenger RNA from Electrophorus electricus (electric eel), 3143 nucleotides. RefSeq names its product SERTA domain containing 4 (gene sertad4). Gene Ontology annotation, cellular component: nucleus. The record is from RefSeq and is a predicted model, not a curated record. Lineage: Eukaryota; Metazoa; Chordata; Actinopteri; Gymnotiformes; Gymnotidae.